Molecule: messenger RNA, 393 nt
Organism: Gymnogyps californianus (California condor)
Lineage: Eukaryota; Metazoa; Chordata; Aves; Accipitriformes; Cathartidae
Gene: FMC1
Product: formation of mitochondrial complex V assembly factor 1 homolog
Exons: 2
Coding region: 1-333 (110 amino acids)
Cellular component (GO): mitochondrion
Source: RefSeq, a predicted model, not a curated record
AUGGCGGCGCUGGGCCCUCCGCUGCGAACCUUGCGCGGGCUCCUGCGGGAGCUCCGCCACGCCAGCGGCCGGGCGGGCCGCUCUUAUCGCGACACGCCCGCCUACCGGCACAUCGUCGCGGCCUUCCGCGCCCACCGGGUCACCAGCGAGAAGCUGUGCCGGGCCCAGCAGGAGCUGCACUUCCAGGCUGCCACCUACCUCUGCCUCCUCCGCAGCGUCCGGGAGCACGCGGCCCUUCACCAGGAGUACCACGGCAAGGGGGAGCGCUCGCCGGAGGAGGUCGCCGGCCUGGUGGGCUUCAGGUUGCCUCAGCAGCCGGGAGGGAAGGGUUAAGAUGCUGCUGCUGUGUUACCUAUUUAUUCCUGAAUAAAUAUCCUGGAAUUAUCGAAACGG